Messenger RNA from Dipodomys spectabilis (banner-tailed kangaroo rat), 1017 nucleotides. RefSeq lists its product as uncharacterized. The transcript has 16 exons. The record is from RefSeq and is a predicted model, not a curated record. Lineage: Eukaryota; Metazoa; Chordata; Mammalia; Rodentia; Heteromyidae. The coding region runs from base 49 to 1017 and encodes 322 amino acids.
CUGAGACCAGUGUCUUCAAAGCCUCAGGAAUUGAACAAUUCUGCAUUCAUGGAGGGCCUAUCAUGCAUCCCAUGCACCUUCAGAUGGCAAUGUAGUUUAUAUUUGCCUCUCCUAGAGGUAGAGGGACAUCUGGGGUUUUCAACCUAUGUAUUGAGAUCCAGUUCAUUGAACCUACAAUUCGCUCUUUUUGAGGAUUAUUUGAAUUUGAGAUAUUUGUAUGAUGAUAGAAUGAUCAGAUCCUUUUGCAGAUCCGUGUACUACUGGUUUGUAUUCAUCAGACGUCACAACAGAGUUGUACAUGCUACAACAGAUACUAGAACGUAUCCAGAGACUGAAAAAACUGAUGACAACAUACUUACAGAGGUUGUCAUCAGUUCCAAUGAAAAUGACAUUACUUGCCCGGAAAAGACUGAACCACAAGAGAUAAUCUCGAAACAUGUUAACAAAAGUGACACAGAUUUACUAGACAUUGUCAUCAGUUCUGGUAACAACACAACUAAUGGUGACUCAGAUACCGUACUGGCCGUUGUCAACAAUACUACUGGACUUGACGAAAACAAUGCAGGAGAUCUUAUUCUUGAAGAUGUUGAUGAACGUGACUCAGAUACCGUACUGGCCGUUGUCAACAAUACUACUGGACUUGACGAAAACAAUGCAGGAGAUCUUAUUCUUGAAGAUGUUGAUGAACGUGACAUAGAAACCAUGCCAGCCGUUGUCAUCAUUUCUGGUAACAACACAACUACUGGUGACUCAGAUACCGUACUGGCCGUUGUCAACAAUACUACUGGUGACUCAGAUACCGUACUGGCCGUUGUCAACAAUACUACUGGCCUGGAAGAUACUAAAACAGGAGAUCUAAUCCUGGAAGACAUUAGUGAUAGUGAUACUGAUACCGUACCGGAUAUAGUCAUUGGUUCUGAUAACUUCAUGACCACUGGAACUCUGCUACUCUAUAAGGCCAACCAUCACAUUGGAUGGGAGUUCUGCUUUAGCAAGUUGUUCCUGUUCACUACCUGA